Molecule: messenger RNA, 5935 nt
Organism: Hyla sarda
Lineage: Eukaryota; Metazoa; Chordata; Amphibia; Anura; Hylidae
Exons: 8
Coding region: 297-5660 (1787 amino acids)
Molecular function (GO): protein binding
Source: RefSeq, a predicted model, not a curated record
GUUGGAAUAGACACCAGCUGUGGAGGUCAUCUUGUUCCAUAAGGGUUUUCUAUCGUCCCAUAAGAUGGCACACGUUGUUUUAUGAUUUCCUGAGUCUGAGGGCAGCGGGGGAGCAGAUCAUUAACAGAUGCAAAUCAGCGUAACACGCGACUGACCAUGUGUGGCGCCGAGUCUAAGCGUUACCCCUGGAGACUAUGUGGGAGACCCAGUAUGAUGUUAGUCUGACCUGCCCCUAGUUAUCAUCUCAACCUCCAUCAAGUCAUUCAGGCGGUAUCUGUGCUCCUCGAGCCGACAACAUGAACGUCUUUCCUGCAUUACUUCUAUUCUGGGGAUUGCUGCCGGGCUCACGAGCUACCUGCACCACAGCCUAUGGGGAUAAGAUCCGCUACUGCAAGGCUUUUCAGACUGAUUACAUUGAAGGUAUCGAGAUUCUCAUUUUUGAAGAAAGGGAUGUCGGACGCAUUAAUUCAACAGUGUUUUCCAGCCCCAAUUUAAAGUCUGUGUUGAGUCUGACCUUGAAGGGCAGUAAGAUCCACACCAUAGAAUCGGGGGCGUUUCAGCAGUUUCGGAGUCUAGGUAAUAUGGAGCUUCAGGAUAACAGCCUGACAGCCCUGUCCCCCUCCUGGUUUCAUGACCCAGCGACCUUGAGGAAUCUCACCCUGGCCAAUAACUUGAUAGGACGACUGCGUCCCGAGAUGCUGCAGGGAUUUUCCAACUUGGAACGGCUCAAUCUCAGCAGAAACCAAAUCACCUCCAUUCACUCUGAAAGUUUCUUAGGCGUGUCCAAGAUGCUGUCCCUGGACCUGUCUUACAAUAAGAUUUCAUCAGUUCAGUGGCAGACACUGAGUCCUUUAAAUGGCACCUUAAGACUCGGCGGCAAUCCCUGGAAUUGUUCCUGUGCACAUAGGGAUUUCAUACUUUUUCUGAAAGAGAUGAUGAAUGCAUCCAGAUUGUCCGACCCAACCUCAGUGACAUGCCGCUAUCCACCAGACCUAACAGGAGCCUUUGUGUGGAAUGUGACGGAGAUGAAUUGCUCUUCGCCUGGUUUACUGCCCAGGCCAGAAGCUGUUUUCCAUAGAGUGGUGUUACCCGUGCUCUUCGUGGUGUUGGGUGCCCUGUUCUUCUCUAUGAGCGUGUGGCUGAUCUUCUGCAUCCUCACAAGCCGCUGUAAGAACAAAGUGACCAAUAUGACCGACCCUGAACGUCCCAUACACCGGCGCUCUGAGAACACAGAACUGCACCAUGACCUUAAAGGAAGGUUGGUCACCCACGUACAGGAUGAGACACUGGUUGGGUCAUUGAAUCGAUAUCCUCAGACCAUUGAAGGCUCUGAAAGACCCAAAGUGCAAACAGUGCUCCCUCCUCCUCCUCCUCCUCAUCAGAACGAUGGAUUUCUCCAUUCAGAUUUGAGAAGCAGUAAAUCGGAGCCAAUGGGUUUCUCCAUAGAUGUGAACACUUCAGUCAAAGUGCAACCGGCUACAGAAUUAUAUGAGCAGCACCCGAUUCACCCGGCAGCACCCGAUGGUACGGUUACUAUGCAGAAUAUAGAGGCUGUAGGAAAAAGUGACAGUCAUGGGUGGCAAUGGACUUGUACUGGGACCAGUGUAUAUGGGAACCGUGAUGAUGGACGUUCUAGGGAAACAGGGCUUUUAACUUAUAUAGAAACACACAUUGACCCAAUGAACGAUUCCAAAAAUGUAUCCAAUACUGGAGAAAGCAGAGUCGAAGAAAGUGCGCCCUCAAUUCAACGUGACGUAUCUGGCAGUAAUGGAAGCCCUUUGACCUUUGGUAAGAAAUGUAAGACCUGGAGCACGUUCUGCGUUCCUCAAGACAAGUUCACUGUAGAUCCUUUAGAGAGUCUUCAUGUUCCUGAUGCCUUAAAUAUUAAGGUAGAUUUCAAAAUGGAACCUAUUGAAGGUAUAUGUAAAAGAGAAGGACUAGAAGAAACUUCAAGCACACAUCAAGAGGAUAGCCAAAGAGAAGCCUCCAAGUCACUCAAUACACUCCAUGCAGACGUGAGACCUUGUAUCAUUGGUGAAGGACAACAACACAAAGAGGUGGCCAGUGACCAAAGCCAAUUGGAACCCAAAGAGCACGUGUCAGAUUCCAGAGCUGUCGGCGGUCCGUGUCGACAUCAACACCAAGAGCUGUCGAGAAAGAACAAGACCGGCAAACCUAAAGAGAGAAGCUCCGUGUCACAUGAAAAACUAGCCAGAGAAAAGCUUUGGAAAUACCAUAAGAAUUGUUGCAGUGAGUUUGAGCCAUGCCAGACGGCAUCCAACGUCCUAAGACGGCUUAAAACGCCGGAAAAGGGGGAGCAGAAAACCACGGAAGUAACUCAAGAGCCGCCAUCCGAUGAAGACCUCCUCCAAGCAGAAACACCGUCUCUACCUCUUUUGCUCUCCGAACCACCUGAAAGUCAGAUCCUGGCAAAUCCAGCAAUUUCUUCCAAGAAGAUUUGUUCCAGUUUGCCCAAUCUGGGUGUAUAUGGUGUCAAUAAUCCCUGUGUCAAUUCUGCUAAUUCACCAUUAAGAGAACCAGUGGAUGUUCAAGAUAAAACCAGAAAAGAGAAUAUCUCAGAAGAUCUAUCCAUGUGUAGCACAGAUCUUCCAGUCAUUGACUUACCAGCAGGGGACAUGGAAAGCCAGGAAAGGCCAUCAGAAGCUUCACCAUCUAAGACAAAUUUGCCCAAAGUCGAUGUCCUAUCUAAGGGUUUAAUAAAAGCAAGAGGUGGAUUAAAUGAUGAAUCUAGUGCUCAUGGGUCAAUUGGACAGGAAAUUUCACCUACGAAUUCUGCAAGAAGAAGGACUAGCGUAGAACAAGGUUCUGGACCUUACAAACCAGAUCUACAAGUCUCAAAUGGUCAAGUGCAAGAUCUCAUAAGCCAUAAUAGUUAUAGUCCGGUUCUUCCAGACAUCAGUGCUGGAGGAUUCUGUGACGGAACCAUAAAAGAAGAUGAGAUGUCACAAGUAUUACCACCUAGUGAUCUAGAACUGCCAGCCAUUAACCUCCAAACAGAGGGUCCUUUAAGGAACGAAAUCCAUCACAAGAUGUCACCUGGCGACCUUCAUCUACCGAUCAUUGAUGAUUCAUCAGGAGAUAAUACAAUAAGACAGAAUCCAUUAGAACAAGAAUUGCCUGUGAAUCUUGAUGAUUCGGUCAGUGAGGUCCAGGUACAGAGUGUUGAAAAGUUCACUGACGUAUCCCCAGGACUCCCAGAUGUUCAUACUCUUCAUGAGGAUUGGUUACCGAAUAAAGUUGAUCUUUUCACCACUCUAAUAAAUGAAAGUGACCCUAAUGCUACUCUGCAGGGUGACCAAAGUUUACCAGCUAUGGCUGAACCACCAGAAGAUAAAAUGUUGGCAGAAUGCAAAACUUUUAAACUAGGAAAAAACAGAACUAACAGGAAGGUUAAAUCUAAAAGUUGUCCUGUCCUAUCUGAAAUGCUUGAUAUCGAAGAUCAAUAUAGAAACCCAAACUUUAAGAGAGAGAUGCUAAAAUCUUUGUGUGGUCAUCCAGACACUAAGAACAAACCUGAUGUCAGACACACACGAAACAACGACAUGGUCCAACCCCAUUCCACAACAUGUGAAAACAGUCAAGAGGUUCUAUCUGUACCAAUGAAGACCAUGAACAAUGGCAGCCAAGAGUCCCCAUUGUCUAAUAAGGAACAGGAGCUCAGUGCUGGUGGUUUUUCUGACAUGAACACUAGUAUCGAAACCCAACUUGCACCUUCUGGUUCUUAUUCAAUUUCAACUCAAGAUGGUGAUGAGAUUUCAGAAUGGCCAAACACUGUGGACAUGCUAAAACAGUCAAGUACCAUAAGCUUGUCCUCAAAGUAUGAUAUCCUGGAUAGUUCUGCAGUUCCUCAAUGUGAGGACAUUGGUAAUUCUACCAUUCCGUAUGAUGGACACAACGUGAACUUUAGUAUUUGUGGAAUGGACAGCAUCAGUGAUACAAAUGCUCUCCAACAAAAUGACCAUACAGAUGAAGAUGUCAAGUAUAAGAACACCUUAAGUCCUAGGGAAAAAUACACGAGUGAGAAGAUUCUUCAGAAUGGUAGAAUACUGGAAGAGAUAUCUGUAAGAAAUUCAUUGUUACUAUCAGAAGAACAGAUGACAAAUACUCAGAGACCUCCUCAAAGUGAUAUUCUAGAUAGAGCAGAGAUCAAUGAUCAAACCAUGGAUCCUACAGAUCUAAUACCGACAUUAAGAGAAGGCGAAAGUGUUAAACUAGGAAAGACGAGAAAUAACCAGAAUGUGAAAACGAAAAGUUGUCCUGUUAUUUCUACAAUGCUCAAUGUUCAAGAUCAAGAUAGAAACCCGAACAAUAACAGAGAGUUACCUAAAUCUACGUGUGGUCAGCCAGACACUAAGACCUGUUUGCCGUCAGAAGAACAGAAGACAGACGCUCAGAGACCUCCUCAAAGUGAUAUUCUAGAUAGAGCAGAGAUGACCGAUCAAACAUUGGAUCAUGUAGAUCUAAUACAGAUGUCCGAUUGUGAUGAAAUACUGACUGGUAGAAAGGAAGUUCAGGAUCCAUCAGCAGACGUUCAUUGUCAUCAGUUUUCUUUGGUCUUUAAUGAACAAAAAGAAGAUCCUGAUGGUCAUCAUCCUCCAAAUGAAGCGACAAAAGUCCAAUCAGGUCAACUUAGUGUUCCCGAAAGUAAAGGCAAAACCAUUGAAAACGAGGAGAAUAUUGAAAGUAAAGAGCGAAUCAUCAAUAAUAUCAGGCACAAUAAUUCAUUGACUGAAUCCUAUAAUGGUAAUCUAGAUAUGUCACAUGUCAAUCAUAUAGCUACAGAUCAGUCAGAUGAUCAAAACAAUGGCAAAUCUACAGAUAUGUUUACAUGUAGUCAACAAAAAGUGCAGAACAAUUAUCAAGAAGAUGGCUCUGCCAGAGAUGAAGAUGGGAUUAAGCAAGAACAUAAUUCUUAUGAUGUAGAAGACCAGAAAAAAACAUCAACUCUUUGUUCAAACUUGUCAAGAAGUAAAGUUGUGACAAAAAAAUUCAGAAAAAAUAUUGGUGCCCAAAAACUAGAAGCAAAUAAAACCUUCAAGACUGGUAACAUCAUUGCUCCACGCAUUCAAGACAUUGGUCAAGAUUUUAAAGAUUUUGUAUCGAUCAGACUUUUCCCAAGACCUUUCCAGUCUGUGUUUCCAGUAUCUGCAAAGACCGGAUGUAUAGAGGAACGGCCUUCAGUCAACGGCGCAGAAAUCAUAAGCCCUCCACAUAUGUUGUCCGACACCUUAAGUCAAACAAAAGUCACAUCUAAUGACCCUGAGGAGAAGACGAUGGCUGGUGCUAUAGAAUACCUCACCUACUUGUAUGCCAGAGGUCAGAGACUAAACAUAUCCCAAGAUUCCCUGGGAUUUCCAGGCAGAGAUGACAAAGCUGUAGAUGAUAUUCGGGUCUUAGCAAAUCUACAAUUCUGUAAAGUGUCUGGAGGGUUAAUAGCGGAUGCUGAAAUCCCAAAAACCAUCCAAGAAGCAGCUGAAGACACUAAUUCGACUUUUUCUGUACCAGAUAACCCAUAUGUUCCUCCAAGUAAGGAAGAAUUGAAAGCAGAUGAUGAACUAGCCGUCCUGAAUAUCAUGUGCACCUUAAAGAAGAGUCUGGAACUUUCCCCCAAUUAUGACACGGACGGAACGGAUACCUGAUCAUCUAAGGAGAAGGAAUCCAAAAUUCUCUAGAAAUGUUUAAAUUAAAAAAAAAAAUUUUUGAUGUCGAAUAAUAGUCUAUGCUACUUAAAGGAGUAGUCUACAGAAAAGUAUCUUCAGUCCAUUGUGCCCGGGCUGCAAAAAUUAAAAUAAAACGAAUUUUAACUCCCCUUCCUCCAUUCCCUCGUUCCACCGCUAUAACUGUUCAGUCCUCUGGUCCGGUCUUCUUCCGUCACACUGGGCUUAGCCUAUCAAUGGCAGCAGUGAUGCCCCGC